Messenger RNA from Condylostylus longicornis, 288 nucleotides. RefSeq lists its product as uncharacterized. NCBI's taxonomy places the organism in Eukaryota, Metazoa, Arthropoda, Insecta, Diptera, Dolichopodidae. The transcript has 3 exons. The annotation marks the transcript as partial. The record is from RefSeq and is a predicted model, not a curated record.
AUGUCACCAGUCACCAUCACCAUCAAUCCAUCACCAUCACCAUCACCAGCACCAGCACCAUCACCAUCACCAUCACCAUCACCAUCACCAUCACCAUCACCAUCACCAUCACCAUCACCAUCACCAUCACCAUCAUCACCAUCACCAUCACCAUCAGCCAGUUCACCAUCACCAUCACCAUCACCAUCACCAUCACCAUCACCAUCACCAUCACCAUCACCAUCACCAUCUCCAUCACCAUCACCAUCACCAUCACCAUCACCAUCACCAUCACCAUCACCAUCACCA